AAAAAUGAGGUACCGCAGUUUGAAACUUAAGAUGUGUUUCUUAAGAAUUAUAUACUCGGAUUGUCUUCCUCACUAUCGUCUCUCAGGAUCCAAGGACUGUUAGCACAGACACCACCUCUGGAAUUUCCGAUUCAUCUUUUCCAACCUGGAGACUGGGUCCUCAUCCAGACCUGGAAGGAGGCAAAGCUGCAACCCGACUGGGAAGGACCGUUCCAAGUACUUCUGACAACAGAAACAGCUGUCAGGACAGCUGAGAAAGGUUGGACUCACUACACUCAAGUAAAACCCUCCACUAACCCUGAAGCAUGGGAAACUGUUGCUAUGGAGGAUCCUUUAAAGAUAAAAAUUAGAAAGAAAUUGUAAAUAUACUAAUCUGUAUUUUUUUUCUUCUUUUUAUAACCAGUAUAGGUAGGGAGGUGUUUAGAAUGUAUAUUUGUACUCCUAUUCUUCACUACAGUAAUGGUAUAGAUGUUUAGGAGUUAAUAAUGAUGCAGAAGAGGUAGUUUUGAUUCUGACAGUGAUCACCUUUAAAGAAUGUCUUAGUCAACUGAUUGCUUGGGAAAAGGAUGACCUACAAAGGGGAGCGGGAGGAUACCCUGUUAAGAUGUGGGUGAAUGCAACAAGGAGAGAAACGCCUCAGACUGUCACAUUUGAUGCUUGCAGUGUGAUAGCCUGUGGGGACUUAAAUGCCCAAAGACAAUUGAGUCAUGAAGAGAAAUACCUGUGUCCUGAAUUAGGCAUGAAUAAGAGAUCCCCUUGUGGGGGAUGGAAUAAUGUAUGGUGGACAACUGCCUAUCAGGGCUGGACAUAUAUCCCAGGGAUAUUCAAUACGAUGCAAUCACGCACCCUAAAAGAACGGAUUAGUAUGUUUAGGGGAAUUGUUCAACCAGACUGCCAGGCUUUGCAGUGUAAUCCAGUGACAAUAACAAUUAGCAAGGCCGAUAGCCUUGUUAACAUCACUUUUGGGAUUGGAAUAAACGUUCAGGGAAGAGACCCAGUAGCUAGAUUCAGAGUAGCUGUAUGGGAUUCUUUGCCUGAUCAUACUCGAAAGAUUCAGGAUAAGAAAAAGAGAGAAAAUUCCUUCUGAAAGUCCUGCAGCUGUAGUAAUUAUGGAAAUAAAAGAUCUCAGACAAACAUUUGAAAUGGAGACAGGAUACAGGGAUGUGAAUGCCUGGGUAGAAUGGAUAAAGUAUACUGUCCUGAGUCUUAACCAUAGCAACUGCUACGCUUGUGCAUCAGGACGGCCUGUAGCUCAGGUAGUACCCCUUCCUCUGGGAUGGACCAGGAAUUCCCAAGGGAUGCAAUGUAUGAUCGCCCUGUACCAGGAGAAAACCGCCUGGGGAAAUGAAGCCUGUAAAUCACUCUCCCUAUUGUUACCCCCGAUAUCAGAGAUGGAUGCCAAAAUCCCUCCUGCAUUCUCUAUGGCCAUAGGUAACCAUACAGCUUGUCUCUCAAGGCAGGGUAUGAGGGCUACCAGACCUAUAGGGUAUUUCUCACUAUGCAGUGAAACCUUGGAUGUUACGAAGGAUUUAGCGGAGAACUAUUCAAGGCUGGGAAUCCCUAGAGCAGAUCUCUGGUAGUAUUGUGGUGGGAAGAUCUUACAGUCCAUUCUCUCAUCUAAUUGGGGAGGUACCUGUGCACUUGUUCAACUGGCUAUACCGUUCACUCUGGCAUUUGAGAAGGAUCUAUCACACAUUUAAAAGAGGAACAAAAGGAGCCUGGGAGCCCCAUUUGAUCAUGAUACAAUAUAUAUGGAUUCAAUUGGGGUGCCCAGAGGUGUCCCUGAUGAAUUUAAGGCUAGAAAUCAAAUUGCUGCAGGAUUUGAAUCUCUAUUCUGGUGGGUGACAAUUAACAAAAAUGUAGAUUGGAUAAACUACAUCUAUUACAAUCAGCAGAGAUUUAUAAACUAUACAAAGGAGGAAACAAAGGGAACUGCAGAACAAUUGGAUGCUACAAGCAGGAUGGCCUGGGAGAAUAGAAUUGCCCUAGAUAUGAUACUAGCUGAAAAGGGAGGUGUGUGCGUAAUGUUAGGUACUAAUUGCUGUACUUUUAUCCCAAAUAACACAGCCCUGGAAGGCACAAUAACUAGAGCAUUACGGGGGCUUACUACUCUUGCCAGUGAAUUAGCUGAAAACUCAGGAAUAGAUAAUUCCCUCACUGGAUGGUUGGAGUCCUGGUUUGGCAAAUGGAAAGGGAUGAUUGUGUCCAUAUUUACAUCUUUGAUAGUGGUAGCAGGAGUCCUGGCAGCUAUUGGUUGCUGUAUUAUCCCCUGCGUGAGGGGAUUGGUGCAGCGAUUAAUCGAAACUGCGCUGCUGAAGCAAACAGUAGUGGAGCCACCACCGUACUCGGAUAAAAUGAUGAUAUUAGACGAAAUGGAGGAUGAAGAAAGUGAAGAGGUCUUUAGAAUCGUACCUUAA
Messenger RNA from Phasianus colchicus (ring-necked pheasant), 2417 nucleotides. The record is from RefSeq and is a predicted model, not a curated record. NCBI's taxonomy places the organism in Eukaryota, Metazoa, Chordata, Aves, Galliformes, Phasianidae.